AUGCAUAAAGAAAGUACUAGAGCUUGCAGCGAAGAGCUGCAAGAGAGUUUUGAUGUUAUGGAAGAAUAUCCGAUGUGUUUGCGGAAGUUUUUGGGAAAACAUGCUAAUUUUGGCAGGCAACGAUGGAGCCAAGAAUUCAGUUUAAAGGGAGUACCAGAGCAGUUCCUAGGUUCUUCGGCUAUGAUUCCAAUGGCCAUGGUUGCAAAUGCUGGUGCUGUAUUUCCCACUAAAGAUAGAGCGAAAUGUACCUAUAGCUUAGAUUAG
Dracunculus medinensis (Guinea worm) is the source of this 264-nucleotide messenger RNA. The record is from the annotation of a GenBank genome assembly. Lineage: Eukaryota; Metazoa; Nematoda; Chromadorea; Rhabditida; Dracunculidae.